CGCGGCUCCGCGCCCGCCCUCCCGCCGGUGCCGAGCGGGGGCCGUCCCGAUCCGCCGCGCUGGAGGAUGGCCGAGGACUCGCCCAAGCGACGCAAGGCGAAUUUUAACGAGGCGGAGACGGAGGUGCUGAUCGAGCAGGUGCUGAAACACGAGCAGCUGCUGUUCGCGGCGGGGCCGGGCCGCGCCUCCCCGGGCCAGAAGCGGAAGGUGUGGGAGCUGAUCCGGCACAAGGUGAACCCGGUGGCCGCCUGCCCCCGCGACGUGGAGGACCUAAAGAAGCGCUGGCGGGACCUGAAACGCCGCGACCGCAGCAAGCUCUGCCGCCUUUCGCAGGGCUGCGGGCCGCCGGGCCCCGCCGCCGCCGCCGCCCUCGGCCUCCUCCUGGCCCCCGAGGAGAUGCCGCCCACCGCCCCGCCGCCCGCUCGCCGCCACCUCCACCACCGCCACCGCGCCUACGGCUCCCUGCUGCCUGCCGAGGCCGUGCCCAUCGUGGGCGGCAUCGACACGCUGGAGCUGCCCGGCGCCGUCGUGGGGGAGAUGGGGCUUACUGACAGUCCUGGCCCAUCUCAUCAAUCCAGUUUUGAGAAGAUGAACCUCAAAGAAGAAAUAGUGGUGAAAGUGGUAGAGCCAGAAGAAGGCUCUGAGGACAUGGCAGUGGUUCCACCUAGCCAAGAACAGCUACCUUUUAUGGGGACAUCAGGCAGUGGUUCGUCUGGGAAAGUAAAAGCCAAAACAAAAGGCAGGUCCCAGGCAGACCAAAACGAAAUAACUGAAGAGGACCUAGUGCAGAUUCAGCAGACCCAGAUGCGGGUGAUCCAGUCUGGCUUUGACAGUGUCAAUCACAACCUUCGGCUGCUGCAGCAGGGCAUGCAAGAUCUGAGUAACAGCCUCAGCAUCAUGGCACACACACUUGUUGCUAUCAAAAACGUCUAUGUGAGAAACAACACCGGCCAAACCACCUAUGCCACUGCCUCUACUCAGACCACAGCUGGCUACCUGAGCCCGGGUUCCCCCCAGGUCUCCCCUGCUGAGGACAGAGUUAGAGCACAGGUGGCUGGAAGCAGCAGCAGAAGCAGCAGCAGCAGCUCUAGCUCCAUGUCACAAGAAGCAGGACCUUCUGAGUUUUCUAGGCCUCCCUUGAGAACCAUUAAGAAAGAACAUCCAAAUGGCUGCUACUACUUCUGCUUUGCAGACGUGUAAAAACUUCAGUAUAUGUAAAGUGUGGUGUUAGGUGCUGUUGUAUGUUCUGCUCCGACCUGUGACUUCACAGGAGCAAAGUGGACUUGCCUCACAUGUUUUUCCCAGUGGGAAACAUUUCACCAUAGGUGGCAUUAAAUACUAAUUACCAGUCUCCUGUUUCUUAA
This is a messenger RNA of Calypte anna (Anna's hummingbird), 1364 nucleotides long. RefSeq lists its product as uncharacterized. The transcript has 2 exons. The coding region runs from base 67 to 1200 and encodes 377 amino acids. Lineage: Eukaryota; Metazoa; Chordata; Aves; Apodiformes; Trochilidae. The record is from RefSeq and is a predicted model, not a curated record. Gene Ontology annotation, cellular component: nucleus.